Molecule: messenger RNA, 1355 nt
Organism: Melanotaenia boesemani (Boeseman's rainbowfish)
Lineage: Eukaryota; Metazoa; Chordata; Actinopteri; Atheriniformes; Melanotaeniidae
Gene: agxta
Product: alanine--glyoxylate and serine--pyruvate aminotransferase a
Exons: 11
Coding region: 125-1297 (390 amino acids)
Cellular component (GO): peroxisome
Molecular function (GO): L-alanine:glyoxylate transaminase activity; L-serine:pyruvate transaminase activity
Source: RefSeq, a predicted model, not a curated record
GUGACAGACCUCUGAUCUGAGGACCUUACUGGUCAGACGAAGGGGUGUGCUUAGCUGAAGGUGUUUUUUUCACCUCCUUCCACGGCUUCCAGGAUUUUACUUUCCUCGCUGAGCUGUAGAGAACAUGUCUCUCGUCUCCAUACCGCCACCACAAUGCCUGCAGAAGCCUCUGCUGGUUCCGCAUCGUCAUAUGUUUGGACCAGGACCUUCCAACGUUCCUCCACGCAUCGUGGAGGCUGGAGCCAAGCCUGUUAUUGGACACAUGCACCCAGAGAUAUUUGAGAUCAUGAGCGACAUCAAAAGUGGAAUCCAGUACAUAUUCCAGACUCAUAACAAGAUGACUUUUGUUGUGAGUGGCGCUGGCCACUCUGCGAUGGAGUGUGCCAUCUUCAACACGGUGGAGUCUGGGGACAGCGUGCUGACAGCGGUGAAUGGCAUCUGGGGAGAGCGGGCAACAGAAAUGGCAGAAAGGAUAGGUGCCAAAGUAAACACCAUAGUGGCGCCACCUGGUGGCUACUUGUCCAACACUGACAUUGAAAAGGCUUUAUCAAAACACAGACCAGUGCUGUUCUUUGUUGCACAUGGAGAGUCCACUACAGGAGUCCUGCAUCCACUGGAUGGCAUUGGAGACCUGUGCCAUAAGUAUAACUGCCUGUUGCUUGUCGACUCUGUGGCUUCAAUAGGAGGAACCCCUCUCUACAUGGACCAACAAGGGAUUGACAUCCUGUACACAGGCUCCCAAAAGGUUCUGAAUGCCCCUCCGGGUACAGCGCCCAUCUCAUUCAGUGAAAGAGCAUGUCAAAAGAUUUUCAACCGAAAGACAAAACCGGUGUCGUUCUUCUUGGAUUUGAGUUGGCUUGCAAACUACUGGGGAUGUGAUGACAAGCCGAGAGUAUAUCACCACACCGGUCCUGUCACGGCUUUAUACGCCCUGAGGGAGAGUCUGGCAGUCCUCGCUGAAGAGGGUCUGGAGAAUUCCUGGAAAAGACAUCAAAAUGUGGCUGAAUAUUUCCACGCUGGCCUGGAGAACAUGGGUCUCAAACUUUUUGUCAAAGAAAAGCAUGUAAGGCUGCCUACAGUUACCACCAUCGUUGCUCCUCAUGGAUACGACUGGAAAGAGAUCACAAGCUACAUCAUGAAAACUCACAAUCUAGAGAUUUCUGGAGGGCUGGGAUCAUCAGUCGGCUUGGUGCUGCGUGUGGGACUGAUGGGAUGUAACAGCAGCAAGGCUAAUGUGGACAUGGUGCUUGCAGCGCUGAAAGAUGCUCUGAAACACUGUCACAAGAGCAAAGUUUGAUAUGUUUCUGCUCAAUGGUGUAAAAAAGUGGGAAAAAUAAACAAUUACUCUUGGAAAA